Molecule: messenger RNA, 1762 nt
Organism: Arabidopsis arenosa
Lineage: Eukaryota; Viridiplantae; Streptophyta; Magnoliopsida; Brassicales; Brassicaceae
Source: the annotation of a GenBank genome assembly
AACUCUCUCCUGUAAACAAAACGAAGAAAUGGCUGGAAAAUUCCAAGAGCUUCCCAUCUCCGGCGAACCUUUAGCCGUCGAGAGUCCGAUGACCAAUAAGAAGAAGAAGAAGAGCAAGAAGAACAAACACACAGAGGAAAUUCAUGAAGUGCCUCAAGAGGUCACGAAUGGUGUAGAGGAAGAGUUGAGUAAUAAAGAGAAGAAGAAGAAACGUAAGAGAGAGGAGAAAGAGAUUGAGAAGAAUAAGAAGAAGGAUGUCCCGGAGAAGAUCCUAGAAGCUGAGGAUUUAAGUGUUACCAAUGGAGGAGAGAGUGAGCAACAGAAGGUUGUUGUGACUGGGAAAGAUGUGGAAGAAGCAAAGUACGCAGCUUUGAAGACUUUUGCUGAAUCGAAUUUGCCUGAGAAUGUUUUAGAUUGUUGUAAGACUUUUGAGAAGCCGUCUCCGAUUCAGUCACAUACAUGGCCGUUUUUGUUAGAUGGUCGUGAUCUUAUCGGGAUUGCGAAAACUGGGUCAGGGAAGACAUUGGCUUUUGGGAUUCCUGCGAUUAUGCAUGUGUUGAAGAAGAAUAAGAAGAUUGGUGGAGGAUCAAAGAAUGUUAAUCCUACUUGUUUAGUUCUUUCUCCUACACGAGAAUUGGCUGUUCAGAUUUCUGAUGUUUUGAGUGAAGCUGGAGAACCUUGUGGUUUGAAAUCGAUUUGUGUGUAUGGUGGAAGCUCUAAAAGGCCUCAAAUAAAUGCAAUUCGAUCUGGAGUUGAUAUUGUCAUUGGUACGCCUGGUCGAUUGAGAGACUUGAUUGAGUCUAAUGAGCUUCGUCUCUCGGAUGUUUCCUUUGUGGUAUUGGAUGAAGCAGAUCGAAUGCUUGAUAUGGGUUUCGAGGAACCUGUUCGGUUUAUAUUGAGCAAGACAAAUAAAGUUCGUCAGAUGGUUAUGUUCAGUGCAACUUGGCCUUUGGAUGUUCACAAAUUGGCACAGGAAUUCAUGGAUCCAAAUCCAAUCAAAGUAGUCAUAGGUUCUGUAGACUUAGCUGCCAACCACGACGUUAUGCAAAUCAUUGAGGUCUUGGACGAACGUGCCCGUGAUCAGCGUCUAGUUGCUUUACUAGAAAAAUACCAUAAAUCUCAAAAGAACAGGGUUUUGGUAUUUGCUUUAUACAAGGUGGAAGCUGAACGUCUCGAGCGUUUUCUUCAGCAAAGAGGUUGGAAAGCUGUAUCUAUACACGGAAACAAAGCACAGAGCGAACGUACCAGGUCUUUAUCAUUGUUCAAAGAAGGAUCCUGCCCGUUACUGGUGGCUACUGAUGUUGCAGCAAGAGGGCUCGAUAUCCCCGACGUGGAAGUUGUGAUAAACUACAGUUUCCCUUUAACAACAGAGGAUUAUGUACACAGAAUCGGGAGGACAGGAAGAGCGGGUAAAAAGGGCGUUGCACACACGUUCUUCACGCAACUGAACAAGGGUCUUGCCGGAGAACUUGUCAAUGUUCUCAGGGAAGCAGGACAAGUCGUGCCAGAUGAUCUUUUGAAGUUUGGCACUCAUGUAAAGAAAAAGGAAUCAAAAUUGUAUGGAGCACAUUUCAAAGAAAUAGCAGCUGAUGCUCCAAAAGCUACGAAGAUCACAUUCGAUAAUUCUGAUGACGAAGACUAGUUUUAGUUUAUUUUAAUGUUAUGAUUAUUUUAUUAUAGUUACUUGGACUAUGAAAAAACCUGCCUUUGAUUUUCGUUUGUGGUCUCGGCUUGGCCAGAAUAACAAAAACAUUUAUGUUUC